AGGGCUGAGGACAGGACGCCUCAGGAUCAGGAGACUCCUCUCAGGAGGUAAAAUCCUGCGCCCAGCUGUCUCCUUUCUUCAGAAGUCUGGCAAUCCAGUGCGGGACCCUGAAAUAUCGGCUGUUUAUUUCUCACCUGCUUAGCCCUCAGAUUUUCCAAAUAGUGUGAUUUGCCAGCCCGGUGUGCCUGGUGCUCAGGGACGUGGACUUGUGCCGGCACGAUGCGCGUGGUAGUGAUCGGAGCGGGUGUCAUCGGGCUGUCCACCGCCCUCUGCAUCCACGAGCGCUACCGAUCAGUCCUGCCAUCCCUGGACAUGAGGGUCUACGCCGAUCGCUUCACCCCGCUCACCAACACCGACGUGGCGGCCGGCCUCUGUCAGCCCUACCUCUCGGACCCCAGAAACCCACAGGAGGCGGAUUGGAACCAGCAGACCUUCGACUAUCUCCUGAGCCGCGUCCAUUCUCCCAACGCCGCAAACAUGGGCCUGGCCCUCGUCUCAGGCUACAACCUCUUCCAUGAAGCUAUUCCGGAUCCCUCGUGGAAGAACACAGUUCUGGGAUUUCGGACGCUGACUCCCAGAGACCUGGACAUGUUCCCUGAUUACAGCUACGGCUGGUUCAACACAAGCCUGAUUGUGGAAGGGAGGAGGUAUCUACAGUGGCUGACUGAAAGGUUAACUGAGAGGGGAGUGAAAUUCUUCCAGAAGAAGGUGGAGUCUUUUGAGGAGGUAGCAAGAGGAGGUGCCGAUGUAAUUAUCAACUGCACCGGGGUGUGGGCUGGGUCAUUGCAACCGGACCCCCUGCUGCAGCCAGGCCGGGGACAGAUCAUUAAGGUGGAUGCCCCUUGGAUGAAGCACUUCAUUAUCACCCAUGACCCAGAGAAAGGCAUCUACAAGUCCCCGUACAUCAUCCCAGGGAUCCAGACAGUGACUCUUGGAGGCAUCUUUCAGCUGGGGAACUGGAGCGAGGUAAACAACAUCCAGGACCACAACACCAUCUGGGAAGGCUGCUGCAGACUGGAGCCCACACUGCAGGAUGCAAAAAUCGUUGCUGAGUUGACUGGCCUCCGGCCAGUACGCCCCCAGAUUCGGCUAGAAAGAGAACAGCUUCGUUUUGCAUCUUCAAACACAGAGGUCAUCCACAACUAUGGCCAUGGAGGCUACGGGCUCACUAUCCACUGGGGCUGUGCCCUGGAGGCAGCCAAGCUCUUUGGGAAAAUUCUGGAAGAAAGGAAGUUGCUCAAGAUGCCGCCACCUCACCUCUGAAAACACCAGUAACCACCACCUCCCCAAGGACUCCCCGCUCCCCUCGGCCAACCAAUCAGUGUAUCCCCCUCUAAGCUGUCUCUUCUCCACUUCAGCCCUGGCUCCUUUCUGCAAGAAGUACCAGAGGAGAGGAAGAUCCCAAGGCCAUUUCUGGAGGCGAGUCCAUCCCUAUCUGGGGCUCCCUUUGAUCACUGGGGUCUCUCCACCCACUCUGGGCCUGACAGUCUGAAGAGCAGUUGGGGGCCAUUAUACUGCAAGUCCUUAGAAGAAAGGAAAGCUCAGAAAAUCGAAGGGGCGGAGCGCCUGGGUGGCUCAGCAUCCAACUUCCGCUCAGGUCAUGAUCUCACAGUUCACGGUUUUGAGCCCCACACCAGGCUAUGUGCUGUUAGCACGAAGCCCACUGUUGAUCCUCUGCCCCCCCCCCCCCGCCCCCUGCUCGCACUCGCUCUCUCUCUCUCUGUCUCUGUCUCAAAAAUAAACAUUUUUUAAAAAGGGAAAUGAAAGGGGCAAGCAGAAAAUUGAGGACCAUUUAGGUUAGGUCAGGUGACCUGACGACAAAUUACUAACAUAUUAAAGGUUCUGGGAAGUCCUGCAGCAAAGACAUCUAUCUGAUGUUCCUUCACCCAGCCUUCCUAAACGCAUUUGGCUCCGGAAACCUUUUUGCCCAGAGCACCCAUGCCACGGAGCGCACUUGAGGGAAGGCUGCGAUAGAUCUCCUUGCAGGAAGUCCCACGCAGAGCUGGAGUAUAGGGAGGCAGAAGAAGUGAGGCAUUGAACUAGCCACAUACGAUACCCGUCCCAUAUCCAGGAUUCCCAACAGCAUCAGCAACCUGCUGAACGGCCCCGUGAGCCCCGAGGAGGGGCCACUGGAGGGAACAUCCCACAAGGGACCCCUUCACAGAGAACUGAACUCACCACGCAUAGUCCUUGUUGGGGGGGCGGGGGCAGAUUUAAUGUCUUUCUUCUCUUCUGGCUGGCACCCCUCUGAGAUGACAAAUGGACUUCCAGAUGUUUCUGAAAGCCUUUAAUGAACCUACAGGGCACCUUAGCAUCUCUGUCCCUAAUUACCUGCCUCAGGCUCUGAGGUAGAAUUUGCAUCUGUCUGGGCUUUUGCGGGAGAUCAGAGCCUGGAGGAAGCCUUCCUGCAUCUGGGACCCGUGGCCCCCUUAGUGCCGUGACGAGGUCUUGACUGGCCCGUGCCAUGCCGUCUACAUCCACGCCGUCACCGUCUUCUCCUUCCCAUGCUCAGUGGGGUCUUCGUGAUUUGGGAUGGCACUGAGCUAAAUAGAGUGAGAGAUCCAAGAGCUAAGGUAGAGUUCCUAUCCUAGGAAUAAGAAUAAAUCAUUAUUAUUAUACCUAAAAUUGAUUGCAUUCUAACUGGGCGUCAGUGCUAACUUCUUGCAUAAGUUAUUCACGUUAUUCCCAGUCAACAGCUGGGAAGGGGUAGAAAGGAGAUUCUGGGCCAGGAAUUGAUGAAUUUAGAGAGUAUUAUCUUUCCUCGUUGAAUUGUCUUGGUACCUUUGUCAAAAAUCAAUUGACCACAGUGGCGCCUGGGUGGCUCACUCGGUUGAGCGUCCGACU
Prionailurus viverrinus (fishing cat) is the source of this 2844-nucleotide messenger RNA. RefSeq names its product D-amino acid oxidase (gene DAO). Lineage: Eukaryota; Metazoa; Chordata; Mammalia; Carnivora; Felidae. The transcript has 12 exons. The coding region runs from base 220 to 1263 and encodes 347 amino acids. Gene Ontology annotation, molecular function: FAD binding; D-amino-acid oxidase activity. The record is from RefSeq and is a predicted model, not a curated record.